Molecule: messenger RNA, 1415 nt
Organism: Aspergillus ruber CBS 135680
Lineage: Eukaryota; Fungi; Ascomycota; Eurotiomycetes; Eurotiales; Aspergillaceae
Product: putative carbonyl reductase
Exons: 3
Coding region: 408-1292 (294 amino acids)
Cellular component (GO): intracellular anatomical structure
Molecular function (GO): oxidoreductase activity, acting on NAD(P)H, oxygen as acceptor
Source: RefSeq, a predicted model, not a curated record
GACUACGAUGUCAUCCCGGGAGAUAGCCAUUAAGUAGACAUGAUAUCAGAGCUGCUUAUACUCCGUUCAGAACACGGAAUGACAAUGCUCCCGUAGGCUAGCUGUCCACAGCUGAAGCUUCGCGAUGUUCCCGACAAUUCUUUGAGCGCGGCCGGUUUCUGGGGGUUUGCAUAGCGUCACAUAUCCACUUCAACCGGAUAGGUCUUCCCCCACCAAUUCUCCAGUACUUAUUGUAGUGUAGUGCCCCUCGCCAACUCAUUCCUUUCAUCUUUUCAUAGUAUAUAUAGUAUUACUGACUGCUUUCUUCUCUUUCUCUUUUCUCCUCCAACACUGUCACUCUUCACACUCUUGAUCACCUCUUACAGACCUAUCUAUACAACUAUUUUAAUAUUCUUAAUCUAUUCACCAUGGCGAACAACCCCGUCAACGAGGUCGGACAUUUUGUCCAUGAGAACACCACUGCCCCCCCUCACCCCAGCUUGUUGGGAAUGUUCUCCCUGAAGGGCAAGACUGCUAUUGUCACUGGUUCUGGUGCUGGUAUUGGUCUCGCUGUGGCCAAUGGUCUGGCUGAGGCUGGUGCCAACGUUGCCUUCUGGUACAGCAACAACAGCAAGGCCCCAGAGCGCGCUGCUGAGGUCGCUCAGAAGUAUGGUGUUCAGACCAAGGCAUACCAGUGUGACAUCACCAAUGCCGAAGCCGUCCAGAAGACCGUCGACCAAUCUGUCCGCGAUUUCAACGGCCGUCUGGAUGUUUUCAUUGCCAACGCUGGUGUCCCAUGGACUGAGGGCCCCAUGGUGGACGGUCCUCUUUCUCACUACACCAAGGUUGUUGGCAUUGACCUGGAUGGUACCUUCUACUGCGCCAAGGCUGCUGCUGCCCACUGGAAGCGCCAGAAGGAGCAGGGUACCGACCUCAACGGAAAGCCCCUCACCAACUUCAACUACGGUAGCUUUGUGGCUACUGCCUCCAUGAGUGGUCAUAUUGUCAACUUCCCUCAGAUGCAGGCUGCGUACAACGCCGCCAAGUGUGGGGUCAUCCACCUCUGCAAAUCUCUCGCCGUCGAAUGGGUUAAAUACGCCCGUGCCAACUCCGUCUCCCCCGGAUACAUUGCUACCGAGAUCUCCAGCUUCGUCCCUCAGUCGGUCAAGAACAUCUGGAAGGACAAGAUCCCCAUGGGUCGGGAGGGUCAGCCCGAGGAGCUCAAGGGUGCCUACCUCUACCUGGCCUCGGACGCCUCGACCUACACCACCGGUGCCGACCUGGUUGUCGAUGGUGGAUACUGUGCUCCUUGAAUGAAUUAACGAGUUUUUUGGUUAAAGCGGUUGGGUUGUUUUGGCAUUUGUUUUUUGGGUAAUUAAAAUGAAACGAUAAUAGACGAAUGAAUGAUUAUGAUCAUGCCGUAUGGUUGUUCUGAU